Messenger RNA from Terrapene triunguis (Three-toed box turtle), 5625 nucleotides. It is a transcript of the gene PHLDB2, whose product is annotated as pleckstrin homology like domain family B member 2. The transcript has 22 exons. The record is from RefSeq and is a predicted model, not a curated record. Gene Ontology annotation, biological process: regulation of microtubule cytoskeleton organization. Gene Ontology annotation, cellular component: basal cortex. Lineage: Eukaryota; Metazoa; Chordata; Testudines; Emydidae. The coding region runs from base 110 to 4138 and encodes 1342 amino acids.
CGGCGAGGCGGGGGAUGCGCCGGGGGCAGCCGCUGCAGGAGGAGGAGGUCAAAAUUUACCGGGCUGAUUCAUACUCGCUUUGUCUUAACCAUGUUAUAGAAGAAUAAACAUGAUGACAAACAGAGGUAACCUCUCUUCCUUCCAGAGCAUUGCAUCAGAUUCCAGUAAGAUUAUGGCAGAAUACAGCCACAUACAAAACCAGCUGGAAUUACAAAAUAGUAGUUUAGGAAAAAGCUCUGUGAUUAAUUCCUUUGAAAAUGAUCUCCAGGAUAUUAUGGAUAGCCUCAACCAGAAGAAAUAUUCAUCAAGCCUUAAAUUUAAAACAAAUGGGGACUCCUCUGGUUCCUAUUUAACCCUAUCACAACCUGUGCCAGCUAAACCCAGCCCUUCAUCUAGUGUUAAAAAUAUAAAUUCCGCUACUAAAAUUCAAGGAUGUAAACCCUUUUCUUGUGAGAGCCCUUAUCUUUCAGAUAAAAGUGUCUCUGUAAAGCAUAUGGGUUUCACUUCUCCAUCCUCUAGCGGGUACAGCCUGGGAAGGACAGACUUCGAUAUUCAUGCCAACAGAGAAAAUGAAAAACUCUUUGGACAUGUGGAUAAGUUUCACUAUUCAAAAUAUAGUCAAAAAAAUAAAUCGUAUGACAAUGUCUUCUUCCCAGCAGUGCUGGAUGGGAAGAAGAACUCAGGCUCUCUUCUUGCAAUGUGGAAUGGAAGCUCAGGUAGUGAAAUAAUUCUCUCACCUGUCAGCAGUUCAGGGGCUGCAAGCAUGCCUUCCAGCCCAAAACAAGGCAGGAGGAUGAAUAUUCAAGACCACCUAACCCUUCAUUCAAGACCAGUUAAGCAUAAGGAGACCAUGACUGAGACUCUGGGUUCAAGAACUAGGAAGUAUUCUGGUGGGUCACUGGGUCAUAUGGGAGUUUAUAGUCGUUCUCUGCCCAGACUGUACAAAUCGACAGAAAGCCAGCUGAUGCCAUUAAGUUUGCCUCCAAGAAACUCUCUUGGUAAUUCCAAAAGAAAAAAACACGGAGAAAAAGAUCUACCUCAAAGUGCAUUAGAUGCUGAUAAUUAUCUUAAUUUUUCUUCUUGCAGCUCAGGGGUGUCACCAUAUACAAAUUCUGUGUCUGACAGUAAUUCCUAUGUUAGUUCAACUCUUAGUGUUCCUGCAAGCCCCCGAAUAGCUAGAAAAAUGCUUUUAGCAUCUUCCUUCUCCCAUGUUUCUGAUGAUUUUGAUAGAUUUGGACUCUCAGGGACAAGCCCCAGUAAUUCUUUUUCCCCUGUGGAUCUUGACAGAACAUUCUCUGUCAGAAGAAACAUUUCCACUAGUUCCAUGGAGUUUGAUGAAUCUGACCUGGAAAGCUUCAGACAGACACCUACCUUACGGGAGAGAAAGAACAGUAUUAGUUCAAUUUCUGGAAGAGAUGACCUAAUGGACUAUCACAGGAGACAAAGGGAAGAGAGGCUUAGAGAGCAGGAGAUGGAACGACUGGAGCGACAGCGGCUGGAGACCAUCCUCAAUUUAUGUGCUGAAUAUUCCAAGUCUGAUAACGAUCCUGCUGCUGCUACCACUGUUGCUGAUGUUCAAAAAAUUAAUAAAGAACUUGAAAAACUUCAGCUGUCAGAUGAAGAUUCUGUAUUUGAAGAUUCUCAAAUGAAUCCAGAAGCAAGAUUUAGAAACCACUUGAAAUCAUCAGCAAGUGAUUCUGAUUUCUCAGAGUGUAGUAAUCUCAAUCGAAGUGCUGCCACUUUCCUUUCCUCUAGAGGGAUUAGAGCUGAUGAACACUUCAGUGACAAUAUGAAGACUCCACUUUUAGCUUCUUCUGCCUUCUUGAAGGGUUCCAAUGAGUCUUCGUACCUAAGUAUCAUACCAAAGACACCAGAAUGCACAAGUGAUGAGCAAAGAGGGCAGGAGCUUGGUCGGCUGGAGGAAGAACACAUAACAAUACUAAACAACUUAGAGGAACUUGAACAGAAGAUCAAAGAGUUAAAUGACCAGAUGGAUGAAUCUUCAAGAGAGCUGGAUAUGGAAUGUGCUCUUUUGGAUGGGGAACAGAAAUCUGAAACAACUGAACUUCUGAAAGAGAAGGAAAUAUUGGACCAUCUGAACAGGAAAAUAGCUGAGCUGGAGAGAAAUGUUAUUGGUGAAAAGACAAAGGAAAAAAUAAAGCUUGAUGCUGAAAGGGAAAAACUAGAGAGGCUUCAGGAGCUUUACUCCGAACAGAAGACCCAGCUUGAUAAUUGCCCUGAAUCCAUGAGGGAACAGUUACAGCAGCAGCUGAAGAGGGAUGCUGAUCUGUUGGAUGUAGAAAGCAAACACUUUGAAGAUCUGGAGUUUCAGCAACUUGAACAUGAGAGCAGGUUAGAUGAGGAGAAAGAAAACCUGACACAGCAGCUCCUGCGGGAAGUAGCUGAAUAUCAGCGCAGCAUUGUCAGUAGAAAGGAGAAGAUUUCUGCUCUCAAAAAGCAAGCCAAUCAUAUCGUCCAGCAGUCGCAGAGGGAACAAGAUCAUUUUGUAAAAGAGAAGAAUAACUUAAUAAUGAUGCUGCAAAGAGAAAAAGAGAAUCUUUGUAAUCUGGAAAAGAAAUACUCUGGACUUUCUGGAGGAAAAGGAUUUCCUCUCCGUCCUAGCAGUCUAAAAGAGGGUUAUAUCAGUGUAAGUGAAAUUAGUGAGCUGUAUGGCAAUUCCACGAAUAGAUCCCCUUCCACUCAGCCCCCCACAGAUGCUGACGCUGUUGCCACUGAGCCUUCCACGGCUGUGCUGGCGAGCCAGCCACAAAAUAAAGAGCUAAGAUCAUCUCUCUGUUCUGGAUUUGUGUUUCCUCACUCUCUUUCUCCUCGCUCUAUUGCUCAACUUCCAUCAGUCCAUUGGCCUGAGGUCAUGGUUACACAUGUAGAUCCUUUUCCUUUAUCUGAUACACCUCCUCCUCUUCCAGCUAAGAAACACCGCAGGCAACAACAGCACUUUAGAAAUCUGGAAGAAAGAAAGAAACAGCACAAGGAGGGCACGUAUUUGAGUGAUACUCUACCCCGCAAGAAAACCACUUCUUCUGUAUCGCCACACUUCAGUAGCGCUACUCUCGGACGAAAUGUUACUCCUAAAGGUCAUUUACCACUAGGACAGAGCAACAGCUGUGGCAGUGUACUUCCUCACUGUCUGGCAACCAUAACCAAAGAGUCCGAAUCAAGAAGAAUGCAUAAAGGAAAAUCCAAAAAAGGAGCAAUUAAUCAUUCCAAAGGUACAAGUAUUAAAGGGUAUAAUCAUCAACACAUAUGUGAAGAACAAAGGCAGAAAUCUCCUGAAUUCUACAGCAGAACUGCAUCUGAAUCUAACGUGUAUCUGAAUAGUUUCCAUUAUCCUGAUCAUAGCUACAAGGACUAUGCAUUUGAUACAUUAAGCUUAGACAGUUCUGACAGUAUGGAGACCAGCAUAUCUGCAUGCUCCCCUGAUAAUAUUUCCAGUGCCAGCACUUCAAAUGUUGCCAGAAUAGAAGAGAUGGAGAGACUUCUGAAACAAGCUCAUGCUGAAAAGACACGACUGCUUGAAUUCAGGGAACGGGAAAUGGAAGCCAAAAAACGAGCCCUGGAAGAAGAAAAGCGUCGCAGAGAGCAACUAGAAAAAAGAUUACAAGAAGAAACUAGCCAGCGGCAAAAAUUAAUUGAAAAGGAAGUCAAGAUACGUGAGAAACAAAGAGCACAGGCCCGCCCCUUGACUCGCUACCUGCCGAUCAGAAAGGAAGACUUCGACCUACGAGGUCACAUCGAAACAGCUGGUCACAACAUAGAGACCUGUUACCACAUCUCACUCACGGAGAAGACCUGUCGAGGCUUUCUGAUUAAAAUGGGAGGGAAAAUUAAAACAUGGAAAAAACGGUGGUUUGUUUUUGAUAGAAGCAAGAGAACAUUUUCUUAUUAUGCAGACAAGCAUGAAACUAAAUUAAAAGGAGUAAUAUAUUUCCAAGCCAUUGAAGAAGUCUAUUAUGAUCAUCUAAAGAAUGCAUAUAAGAGUCCUAACCCAUUACUCACUUUCAGUGUUAAGACUCAUGACCGAAUAUAUUACAUGGUUGCUCCAACGCCAGAAGCCAUGAGGAUAUGGAUGGAUGUUAUAGUUACAGGAGCAGAAGGCUACACCCACUUCAUGUUAUAAUAAAAUGGUGCAAGAGUUCAUUCACAAGGCAUAUUGCAAUAACCCUAUACAUGAAUUUAGCCAUAUGCAAGUGAAUUUGAAAAGCCAUAUACAAUAUUGAUAACUGUGACAAGUAUUCUCCCUAUGAUGUGCACACAAACUCUCAAAAUCAAAAGAUUUUAUACACACAAGUGAAAGUAAGAUUAUUUGCUUCUUUUAGUUGAUCAUUAUAAUAGCGAAAGAACUAAAGCUAUUGAAAGUGUCAUAGUGUUCUAUCAUGAGUAAUCAAGUCAACUUAAGUAUGGUAUAUUGAUUCAAUAGUAAUUUCUUACAAAUUCUAUAUAGAAGAUGUCUUCAUAAAUACAAACUAAACAGUUUACAGAAUUGUUUGUGUGUGCUCAUUGGUAUGCAAACAUUUUAGUAACGGAACAGAACAGUAUAAUAGCAUAUAUUUUUAAUAUGCAGUAUUUGACAUUUAUAGGUAAUUAGAUGGCUUUUUAAAAUUUGUACUUAUAUGUAUUUUAUAAAAAAUAUAUAUAUAUAUAUGAAAAAACCCAAACACACCAGCCUACAAUACAUGUAGUUCUUGUCUUAGUAUUUUAAAAUACUACAGAGCCAAAGAUUUACAUGAUUCCUGUAUAAGAGUGAACUCAAAUCGUGAGCUGCGCUUUAGCUUUGUGUAAUGGAACAAUGCCAAAAUUCUUCCUAAAUUUUAAUAUAAUUCAAUCGCUACAGUAUUCUGUACAUUUAAAUUACCAGUUGCAUAAACUGUAUGUGUAAAGUCAUUUACAUAAAGCACAACAAAGAAGCAAUAGCUUCACAAAGAUGGUCUCUCUCACAAGGUAAAACUGAAUGGAGACAAGAGUAUCAAACUUAACUUUGCCAUAAGUUUUCUGCAUUCUCUCUGCAGGAGGCAUUGAACUGAUUCUCUGGCUGGUUCCUGAAGCAAUUUCUGUUGUAUGGAGUUCAGUCUUGCCAUAGAUAUGAUUCUAGUCUAAAGCUAACGUGCUGAAAUCAAUGGGUAAAAUCUUUGCCCAAUUGAAGUCUGCAUGAAAACUCCCAUUGACCUCAGCCAGUGAGACUGUUCAAAGUAUACACUGGUCUAGAAUUUCACCGUAUGAUAGGGUAGAGCACAAAGAAAGGCAAGUUGUGAGAGCCCAUACUAAAACAGUAUUAUAAAUAAAAACUUUUAAGUAGCAAACAUGACAAAGACCUAUUUUUUCAUGUAUGCUCCUUGUAAAUGUUCUCCCAUUUAAAAACUGCUUUCUAGCCCUUGACUAUUAUAUAAAAAUAAAUUAUUAUUGAAUAAAACCUGGACUUCAGACAAAUCUUCAAAUAGUUCCUUAUUUUAGUAUUCUGGAUUUGUAAGUGCCAUAUUGUUCAUUUAAUUAAAGAAAUCACACUAAAAGCAAAGAAGAAAGUGGCUUUUGAUUAAACCAGGGGUGGCCAACCUGUGGUUCCUUAAUAGUUAAUAUGCGGCUCCUUGUAUAGGCACCAACUCCAAGGCU